CCGGCCUUUUGGAAUUUUGAAGAAGCUUGCGAUAUCUGCUGAACAGUCCUCUGAACGAUCCCAUACUUAUAUGUGAGAAGUCGAGAGAACAGCGUGACCCACUCGACCUCGCGGCCGAAACCUGGCGGAUUACUCUCGAUAUGUCUCCGUCCCCACUGGAACAACGACUUUCAACACUCUUAGAGAAACGUCGAGCUCAGUCGAAGCUUCGAACCUUGAAGUCAAGCCCACCUGGGUCUGUGGACUUCUCGUCAAAUGACUUUUUGUCUUUGUCGACCAACAGAGACUUUCAUGAUGACUACCUGGGCGCCUUAAACGAGAUACGGACACCGUUGGGCUCUACUGGAUCAAGGCUCCUGGACGGGAAUUCACAAGUUGCUGAAAGGCUCGAAAAGGAGAUUGCGGCUUUCCACGGUGCCAAAGCUGGCCUGUUGACGAACUCAGGCUUCGAUGCAAAUGUUAGCAUCUUCGCCUUUCUUCCCUCUCAGAAGGAUAUCAUCGUCUACGACGAACUCAUCCACGCCAGUGUCCACGACGGCAUGAGACAAUGUAGGGCGGAACAACAAUUGCCUUUCAAGCAUAACGACGUGGCAGAUCUCAAGCGUGUUCUGAAAUCAAUUGCUACCACGGACUUGAGCCGAACGAUUUUCGUUGCUGUUGAAACUGUGUACAGUAUGGAUGGGGACUUGGCUCCUCUAACGGAGAUUGUUGAUCUCAUGGAAGCAAUGUUCCCAAGCAAGAACGCUCAUCUCAUAGUCGAUGAGGCCCAUGCCACCGGCUUAUACGGCCCUAAUGGAUCUGGAAGAGUCUGUGAGCUCGGCCUCGAGAAUCGUGUUUCCAUCCGCCUCCAUACAUUUGGCAAGGCUCUCGCAUGCAAUGGAGCCAUCAUUUUGAGCUCUCCAGUGAUUCGGCUUUAUUUGAUCAACUAUGCUCGACCCCUGAUAUAUACCACUUUUAUGUCCUACCCGAACUUAGUUGCGAUUAAAACAGCAUAUUCCUGGCUUCAAAGGGGCAAGGCGAAUAUUCUUGCGGCAAACAUGUAUCAUCUGAUCAGCCAGCUGUUCACUCAACUUCAGACACUAAGUCCCGCAAUACCGCAAACGAGCAUCAAUCAUUCUAGAGCCGUGGUCACCCUUCCAGACACUUGUCCAGAAUCACCCAUCUUCGCCAUUCUGAGCACGCAUCCUCGAUCUCUAGCGGCACAUUGCCAGGCCGCAGGAUUUAUUGUCCGUCCUGUGGUUGCGCCAACGGUGCCGCAAGGGACUGAGCGAGUCAGAGUUUGUCUUCACUCGGGAAACACCAAGGAGCAGAUCGACAACUUUGUUGCUUGUGUGAGAGGCUGGCUCGACAAGCAAGCUUCACAUCCGGAGGCAACAGAUAUCACGAAUCAACAACUCUCUGCGCAGGUAGAUAGCAGCCGGGCAAAACUACAGGAGAGACAAUUGAUAGCAAAGAUAUAAAGGCGCCAUCCCGUGGCAAGGCCGCGUAUAAGUGGCAAUCUACUUGCCGGACAUACAGUCUUCAUUCCUGUUGGAUUUUCAUCACGAGGCAUUCAGGCCAUUCGGCAUUCGAGGCUUUGGAUACUGGCGACGCAUCCGCGAAUCUCUCAGGAUGGACGCUACUUCUGGUCACAAGAGCCCACAUUUGGUUCGUACGGAACGCAUAAACGCUACAACGUCUUAAUGAGUGCACUACAUUGCCUAGCACCAAUGCCUGAAAGAUGGUCACUGAUAUGGUGGCAAGAUCACUGCACGUCAUUACAUGUUCGAGGAUGACGCCUUGUCGUUGAGAAAGGGCGAAUUGAUUCGGUUACCAUUACAAUGGUGAAUCAGAAGGCAAAGAGGGAGUGCGGUUCACUCGUCUGAGCUGGGCUUGUUCUGCUAAUGGUGAACUUCGGGAAGAGGAGCGUUGUCUGGGAAAGAAGGGCAGUGGAAGGGACGAGUAGGAUAAGGCCCCUUCUUAACGAGAAGAAACCUCUAGGACAACUUACCGAGAGGCCAGUCACCAUCGCUAGUCGAUGCGCUCGUACGGUAAAAGGAGAGCAACUGAAACUUGUAAGCUGGCGGACAGACAGCAUGGGAGACUCUCGGGCGGCUUGCUGGUGGUCUUGUGCCAUAGCUGAUUAUUUCCCAAUUGGGAAUCGAGAAGAAAAUAAUAAAAAUCCUUAAUCUCUCUGCGACUCGAACCAAGAUCGG
Messenger RNA from Exophiala oligosperma, 2195 nucleotides. RefSeq lists its product as uncharacterized. The record is from RefSeq and is a predicted model, not a curated record. Lineage: Eukaryota; Fungi; Ascomycota; Eurotiomycetes; Chaetothyriales; Herpotrichiellaceae. Gene Ontology annotation, biological process: biosynthetic process. The transcript has 3 exons. The coding region runs from base 141 to 1460 and encodes 439 amino acids. Gene Ontology annotation, molecular function: pyridoxal phosphate binding.